Colletotrichum karsti is the source of this 1563-nucleotide messenger RNA. RefSeq lists its product as uncharacterized. The coding region runs from base 1 to 1563 and encodes 520 amino acids. The record is from RefSeq and is a predicted model, not a curated record. The transcript is spliced from 4 exons. Gene Ontology annotation, molecular function: carbohydrate:proton symporter activity. Gene Ontology annotation, cellular component: membrane. Lineage: Eukaryota; Fungi; Ascomycota; Sordariomycetes; Glomerellales; Glomerellaceae. Gene Ontology annotation, biological process: carbohydrate transport; transmembrane transport.
AUGGACUCACCUCGCGAGGAGGUUCACAGAGAUAUGUUGGCCGACAAGGCCGACGUUAUACACAAGGAAGAGGCUUUGCGGGAGGCAGACCACCAGAUGAGUCCGAUGGAAUGUCUGCGUCAGAACCCAAAGAUUGCUCUUUGGACUCUGUACGCCAACAUUGGAUCAACUCUGGUUGGUUAUGAAAACCUCGCCUUGUCAGUAUGCUUGGCAAUGCCGGCUUUCCAGAUGACCUUCGCGUCUGAAGUCAAUGGACAACUCAUUAUCCCGGCCUACUGGCAAUCGGCAUGGAAUGCCAUGUACAACACUAUGAUGUUCUUCGGCUCGUUCACUGCUGGAUACGUUCAAGACUGGUUCGGCCGUCGUGCAGUUGUCGCCAUGGCUAUUGUUGUUGCUUCAUGCGGCAUUGCCAUCAGCUUUGUGUCAGAGACGCCCUCACAAUUCCUGGGCGGAAAGAUCGUGACUGGUUUCUCCGUCGGCCUGUUUACGACAACAACUCAGACUUAUGUCUCGGAAAUCGCACCUCUUCCGAUCAGAGGUAUCGCGCUUUCGGUGAACACCAUCAUGCUGAACCUUGGCUUCCUCAUCGCCAUUGCGUCUAGUUUCUCUCGAACCGCGAUCAUGGACAAGUCUGCAUUCCGCGUUGUCUUCGCCUCGGCGUGGGCAUUCCCUGCUGUCCUUGCUAUUGGCCUUCCCUUCCUCCCCGAAUCGCCGACUUGGCUGGUCCUUAAGAACAAGCACGAUAAGGCUCGUCGAUCGCUGGAAAAGCUUUCUGGUCCCAAGGAGGAUAUCGAUGCUCGUCUGAGCCAGAUUAUCGAGAACGUCGAGGCGGAGCGUCGUCUUGCCGCCGAGGGCGCCUCUUUCCUCGAAUGCUUCAAGGGCACCAACUUGCGUCGUACUCGCAUCAUCCUCGCCUGCUUCUACAUCCCGCAAGUUACUGGCGCUGUUCUCUCAUCAAACGCCCCUUACUUCCUCAACCAGACUGGCCUUGACAGUCACACGGUCCUCAUGCUGGUUCAAGUCGGUAUUGCUGUUGGACUUGUCUCUGCCAUCUUCAACGCCUUCUUGAUGAUGAGGUUCCGCCACCGCCCCCUCAUGUUCUUCGGUAUCGGCGUGUGCGUCUCCUUGUAUCUCGCAAUGGGCGUGGCUGCCUCGUUCCCCAAGACCAACGCGUCGCUUCUGACAAUCGGCGUGGCGUUGAUUUUCACGUCUAUCUCCUACGGUCCUGCGGUCGGUGCCUCCAUGGCAGUCGCUGGUGAAGUCUCUGCCUCUAAGCUCCGUGCCAAGUCACUUGGUAUUGGUGUGGCUUUCUCUUCCUUCGUCAGCACCAUCUGGACCAUCAUCCUGCCGUAUCUCUUCAACACCGAUCAGCUCAACAUGGGUGGGCACAUUGGGUGGAUUUUCUUCAUCAUGGGCAUCCUGAUGUUCUUGGUCAUCUACUUCGAUGUUCCAGGCACCAAGGGCCGGACGUUUGAGGAGCUGGACCAGAUGUUCGAGAUGCGCAUUUCGGCAAGGAAUUUCGAGAAGUACCAACUCAACGAGGGGCCGGUGGAUACCAAGUGA